Messenger RNA from Limulus polyphemus (Atlantic horseshoe crab), 2957 nucleotides. RefSeq names its product zinc finger protein basonuclin-2-like. Bases 9 to 2957 code for a protein of 982 amino acids. Lineage: Eukaryota; Metazoa; Arthropoda; Merostomata; Xiphosura; Limulidae. Gene Ontology annotation, biological process: regulation of DNA-templated transcription. Gene Ontology annotation, cellular component: nucleus. The transcript is spliced from 4 exons. The record is from RefSeq and is a predicted model, not a curated record.
GGGAGACUAUGUCGAGGGUGAGACAUGGCUACAUAGGCCACGAAAUAUGUACAGACGGUUGUCCCGAGAAGAGCCGUAGAAACCACUCAGAAAACGGAUUGAAACAACGUACAUCGCUUGUCGUGGAAAUGGCAAUUCGAUGCACGACGCUCAACUGUUCAUGUGAUGCUUUCAAUCCAGGCACAGUUUACCAGCGGAUUUGUAGCACCUGUUCUCAUGGCUGGGUGUCUCACGCUUUAGACAAAAUGAGAUUUCAUCAAAUAUAUAACCGCCAUCAGAUGGAGUUAGUCCAACCGGAUGUUGCUUUUGACGUAGCAUCUUUAAUGCUAUAUGGUACUCAAGCAAUUCCUAUACGUUUGAAAAUUCCACUCGAUAGAUUAUUUAGUGUUCUGCAACACAACGAAGUUCUGCACGUGCUCAGUGGAUUUGGUUGGACAUAUGAAGAUUAUGCACGUGGUUACAUUCUCCAAGAUCCACAGGGGGCUAUCUUGGAUAGGUGGACACUGGCCAGUCAAGAAGAAGAGCAACUAAUAUUGCAGCAGUUUCUCAGAUUUGGAGAGACUAAGUCUAUUGCUCAUCAAUUACUCUUUCAGGAAACGUGUAAAAAGCGUGACUACAUCAUUCGGUCCUCUAAAACAGAUUCCGACAUUAUGAAAUUCAUUGAGCAGACAAAUAGGAAGGUUAGCACAGCUAUUUUAAAAAAUGACAGUUUCAUUCCUUUGACUACAAAUUUGCAGUCUUCCCAUUCGUUGAGUACAUCAUCUAUUCUACAUCCACGCUCUAGCAUUAGUCCUAGUCGGCCUGUUUCAUCUCAUGGGUGGUCUCUAGUAACCCCUGGCAGUCCUCUACCUGUUUCACCUUUGAAUAAGAUUCAGAACUUGCAACCACUGGACUACCGGCUGGAGAAAACAACGUCAGAAGUAAGUAACCAUGAUAUUCUUCCAAUUAUUCCACCAACCACAUUCAAUCCGGAGUAUUCUCCCACAUCUCGCACCUUUAAAUUUUCGCCUGCUCUCGGAAGCCAUGCUCUGUCGAUCACUAGUACCUCAAAAUAUAGCAUAACAGAUGUUGGUUUCGUUGAGAAUAACAGCACGGAGAUGAAUCUGAGUCAGACAGCUAAUCAUACCUUUGACUCAGUAUACGAUGCCAAGAAGGUGAAACGCCUUCGAAAGUCCACCAACCCCAUGAAACGGAAGUGGAACUCUCUAGUGUUCAGCACCGUGAAAGCUAAAGCUGCCAGCAAAACUCGGGCACAGUGCCUUGUGUGUUUUAAGACGUUUUGUGACAAGGGCGCUCUCAAAAUCCACUUUAGCGCUGUUCAUCUUCGAGAAACGCACAAGUGUUUAGUAGAAGGGUGCAACAAGAUGUUUAGCUCUCGAAGGAGUCGUAAUCGUCAUAGUGCUAAUCUCAAUCCCAAUCUUCAUAAGAGAAACGUCAGAAGAAAAUUCAUUCCCCAUGACGAUCGAUCGACAUGUUCUUUAGAUAUGCCUCCAGCUUCUCCUUCGAAUUGUGACAAUUAUUUUAUACCCGAAUGUAUUGAGAGUAACCUCCCGAAGAUAAUAAAUCAUCCUAUGGCUACCAGCACUUCUUCUCCAUCAAGUAUUCCAAGUGUGUCUCAACCAGAAAAUCUUUCUGGUACAUAUUAUCAUAACCUCGAAAACUAUGCAAUUCCUUUGACUACAAAAUGCAACUUAGAAGAAAAUAUCCAAGAUGUUCAUAUGAGUAACGACCUAGAAAAUGUUGACCCUUCAAAAGUAAAUGAUUCUUCAUCUAAAGGUAAAAAUGUUCAUAAGCGAAAGAGUGUAAAUCCAGUCAAAUUUUCUAUAACCAGUGAACACGACAUCCAGUACAUUUCUUCUGACGAAUUGUCAACUCACACAUUAUUAGAUCAAACGUACAAUGAAAAUGAGUUUUUGGGGACGAUAUCUGAUAACCACACUCCGAAUUUCCACUGUGACUUUAAGCAAGGAGGCCAGGUAUAUGAAAGCGAAAGAAAAUGUUAUGGUAAUAAGAGAGUAAAAGAGGAAUAUAGACAACUCCUGGAGUAUCCAUUCAAAGAAAAUGAAGAACAGAAGGUUGUCACUAGGAAAGAUACAACAGAACCCACCGACUUAAGUAAGCAUCCAUUGCAGCAUCUAGAAUCUCUUGCGAUGGAAGCUUUUACAAAUAUAAUUAGAACGACCCACAAUAAUAUCGGAUUACGUUCACUGCAUAGGGUUUCACAUCACGCGUCAAGUUUACCUCUGGCGAUGCCCCAGACUUGUGAAAGCUCACAAAGUUACUCCGCCUGUUCACCAUUAGAACACAUAAAAAAAUCUACUGCUAGUGUGGCCCCUAAUUCCCAGGAAAUUACCACAGGUGACCAUAAUUCAAAUCCGGGUGACCAACUGAUUUCUUUCAUUCCGAGGUACAGAGAUGCCUCUAUGGUUUGUACUGUAGACGUUCCGAUCGACAAAGAAAAUCCACGACGAUGCGUCGCUUGUGGUAAGACUUUCCAAAACCACUUUAGUGUAAAGACCCAUUAUCAAAAUGUGCACCUGAAAUUAUUGCACAAAUGUAAUGUUGAAGGAUGCACUGCAGCAUUUCCUUCAAAACGCAGUCGGGACCGGCAUAGUACAAAUUUGAACCUUCAUCGAAAGUUGCUUUCUACAGACAACCCCCCUUCUGUGUUGGACAAAACCAACUUGUACCAAUCGCAUCCAAGAGCUUUUAGAGAAAAUAUGCUUUGUUAUUCCCGUGCCCUACCACUACGUUUGGAAGACUUUUACCUUGGAAGAAUUUAUGGAUCUGAGGAAUAUUUUCCAAGUUCGGCUUUUGUCAACCAUUUAGGGGCAGGAACUAUUUCUCCUUUCCAUUCAGCUUUCUUAUCUCCGGUGACUACGACAAGCACUUCAGUUUCGAAGAGUUUAUUUGGAUUAAGUGGGGCUAAAGGGCAAACAACUUCUAACUGUUCAUAG